Molecule: messenger RNA, 1929 nt
Organism: Cyclocybe aegerita
Lineage: Eukaryota; Fungi; Basidiomycota; Agaricomycetes; Agaricales; Hemipholiotaceae
Source: the annotation of a GenBank genome assembly
AUGGGAUCGGGCAAAGAAGAGAGGCUCUUGCGUUCUUCUGAAAUCGGAGACUUCAGCAGGCAGCAUCACCGUCAACCUUUACCACCAACGCCCAAGGUUGGAUCUCUAUUCCCUCCCUCGACGCGGCAUCCAAUCGAGCUCGAUUCUGUAAUUGAAUUUGGCAACACCUUCUCGCAGGUGGGCUUAGACGCACGUCGAAUUUCAUUGAAAGACCCCAACACAGGCAAACCAGAAUACUCAGACAAAAUUCAUCUUCCGGUCAUUCCAGUAUCUGCUCACGAGCAGUUCCGACAAAACAUCGCAAAUCUCCUCCGGUCAACUAUCAUGGCAGAAAGAGAGCCCAAAUUCAAGCCAAAGGAGGUCAAAGGACUGAAGAAGAUACCGCCGUAUUGGUAUCCCUAUACUACGAUGACGAAAAUGCGUUGGAUCGGAAGGGAGCUGCUAGAGGUUGUUUCUACCGAGUUCCGGGAUCGGUCUAUGGAAUACUACAGAUAUGCUUUAGAGUCAGGAGUAACAACUGUAAAUGGGAAGAUUGCUCGCCCAGACACCAUACUCAAAGACGGAGAUCGCGUCGAGAAUGUUGUUCACCGCCACGAACCGCCAGUAACGUCAACGCCAGUCAAGGUUCUACUUCACGAUGCCGAGCGCGAAUUCAUAGUGGUGAACAAACCUGGCAGCAUCCCCGUGCACGCAUCCGGACGCUACUAUCGCAACUCGCUCAUCGAAAUCCUUGUCGAUGACUUCGGAUACGAAAAGUGCUAUCCCGUGAAUAGGCUGGAUAGACUGACAUCCGGCUUGAUGAUCAUCCCAUUGUCUGCGAAGAGAGCUCGACAGUUAACAAAUGAAUUCAUGGCUGGCACAGUCCGGAAGGAAUACGUUGCUCGUGUCCAAGGACAGUUCCCCUCUGAAGAGAUUACAUGCGAAGAGCCGUUAUUGACAGUAGAUCGUCAAAUGGGGCUGAACAUCGUUCAUCCUGAAGGCAAGAGCGCCAAAACCGUUUUCAACCUCAUCCGUUACGACGAAAAUACCGACAGCAGCGUAGUCAGAUGCAAGCCAUACACUGGUCGGUCGCAUCAACUUCGGGUUCAUCUACAAUUCCUUGGUUAUCCCAUCGCAAACGAUCCUGUCUACUCAGAAAAGAAGAUCUGGGGUGACAAUGUCGGAAAGGGAGGUAUCGACGUCGUCCCAAGCGAUGAACGAGAAGCCCCAGCCCCUCCUUCCCAUCUGCAGGCGAUGGUGACAGAAACAGGCAGCCCCGAAACACUGAAAACAACGGCUGAAGACGCAAGUGGUGGAUCAACUGCAAAGAAACUACCCCGAGAAACAGGAGAGGAUAUCGGCAUGGGGUCGCCAGUGCCGCUAUCGAAAGAGGCUGUGGGGGUUAUUACACGGUUGAGGAACAUGAAGGAUGAAGAUGAGGAUUGGAGUAGAUGGAGAGACGUCGUCUUCCGGGCCAAGGGCCUUCUGAGGCCCAGCAGUAUCGUCAUCAAGCCUCCACCACCACAGAACAGACGGAGACGAGGUGGGAAGGCGGAAGUAAUGCCCGUCACCCCCAAUGUCGGCCCAUCUCCUGCAGCAAGCACAACACCGUGUUCCUCGGACGCUACAAGGGCUCAGUCCACGGAACCAGAGACUCCCUCGCCUCCGACGACAUUCCAAGUCGAUCCCAAUAUGAACUCUCCCCCUCAGCUCUCUGUGGAAGGAGCUGUCGCAAAGGUCUCUUUGGCAGAGCCUGCACCAGAAGUUAUCGAUCCUGCUGACUCCGACCACAUAUUCUGCCCGGAAUGCUAUCUUCCACUGCACCCUGAUCCCAAACCCGAGAUGCUGUACAUCUUCCUACACGCGCUGAAAUAUACGACAAGUCUUGGCGAGUUCUCGACAGAUAUGCCAGAGUGGGCUGCAGAGGGAUGGACAUGGGACCAGACAUAG